Molecule: messenger RNA, 1746 nt
Organism: Ascochyta rabiei
Lineage: Eukaryota; Fungi; Ascomycota; Dothideomycetes; Pleosporales; Didymellaceae
Exons: 4
Coding region: 1-1746 (581 amino acids)
Molecular function (GO): oxidoreductase activity, acting on paired donors, with incorporation or reduction of molecular oxygen; iron ion binding; monooxygenase activity
Source: RefSeq, a predicted model, not a curated record
AUGGACGCUUUGUUGUCGUCUCAACUGCCUGCACUGGUUAUUGGCAGUGUCGUUCUCUUCCUCGGGGCCUAUCUAUUCUACUUAUGGCUUUUGCCAAAGCCCAUCCCGGGCAUACCAUACAAUGCGAAGGCCACGAGAUCACUCUUUGGGGACAUACCAGAUAUGCUUGAUCAUCUCGAUCGCAACAAGACGUUACCUGACUGGAUGGAAGCACAAAACGCCAGAUACAACUCUCCCAUCGUGCAGCUCUUUUUUUAUGUGUUUCAAAAGCCGGUAGUGGUCAUCUCAGACUUCAAGGAGUCGCAGGACAUCCUAAUGCGCAGAAGCAAGGAGUUCGACAAACCUGACAUGAUCAGCGAUGCGUUCUACGGUAUCGUCCGCGACCAUCACACGCUACUGAAGUCUGGGGACGAGAAGUUCAAGUCGCAGCGAAAGUGGCUCCAGGACCUGAUGUCGCAAACCUUUCUGCACGGAGUUGCUGGACCCCAUCUUCACAAGACGUUCAUGGAGUUGGUACAGAUGUGGCAGGAAAAGAUGCGGCUAGCUGGCCCAGAAGGCUGUCCGUACUCGGUGAAGACCGACAUUGCUCACUCGGCACUUGAAGCCAUAUGGGCGGCCAUGUUUGGUACAGGAGAGACUGCUACGAUUACCAUGAAGCAGAUCGACUUGCUGUCUUCGAUAGAACCCGGAUCCAUCAAAGCGUCUUCAGAUGGAGCGCUCCAAAUACCACAAGCAGAUCGGGCGCCAACUUUCGAUGCCAUAUUGAGGCUGACCCACACAUUUGAAGGUGUUGUCCAAUCUGUAUCCCCGCGUAUCUAUGGCUGGUUCUUGCCGUACCGGUUCCCCAAGCUGGUUAAAUUGAAAGACCAAUUGAUCAUCGAUGAGAUCAACAAGGCUCAGCGAAGAAUGCACGAUAUCAAUGGCGAGCAAGGCAAAGUGUUCAACGCGGUGGAUCACAUGCUCUACAGGGAGAAACAGCAGGCGACAAAGGAAGGCAGGAAGCCUCAAUACUACUCCAAAGCUAUGAUUGCCGAAAUAUUCGGUCUCCUUAUCGCUGGCCACGACACAACCUCCACCACGCUGAUGUGGAUCAUGAAGCUGCUCACCGGCCAUCCCACGAUCCAAUCCAAACUCCGCGCCGAGCUGCGAGCCUCCUACUCCGCAGCACACGCAGAAGCCCGCGUCCCGACCGCCCAAGAAAUCACAAACACGCCCGUCCACUACCUCGAUGCUUGUCUCGAAGAGCUGCUGCGCUGCGCGCAGACCGCCUCCAUCCCCUCCCGAACCACGACGACCGACGCCGUCGUCCUGGGCAGCGUCAUCCCAAAGGGAACCAGAGUCGUCCUGCUCGGCUGCGGCGGCGGCAUCAUGAAGCCGUCCUACCCCGUAGCCGACUCGCUCCGCUCAACCACCUACCACAACGCAAGCGGCGGCAAGACCGCAGCGUGGGACGAGUCGAACGCAGCGCAGCUAGCAGCGUUGAACCCCGACCGCUGGCUCCGAAGCCGCGCAGACGGCAGCAGAGUCUUCGAUGCCGCGCUCGGCCCGCACCUGAGCUUUGGCGCGGGCCCGCGCGGCUGCUUCGGGCGCAAGCUGGCGUCUCUCGAGCUGCGCAUCGCGCUGGUGUUGAUCCUGUGGCAUUUCGAAAUGCUCGACUUGCCCGCUCACCUCGAUACCUAUGCAGCCGUUGAUCAGCUUACGUGCGUCCCGGUCCAGUGCUACGCGAGACUUGCUCGCGCGGGAUGA